Molecule: messenger RNA, 1708 nt
Organism: Trachymyrmex cornetzi
Lineage: Eukaryota; Metazoa; Arthropoda; Insecta; Hymenoptera; Formicidae
Product: vanin-like protein 1
Exons: 8
Coding region: 155-1702 (515 amino acids)
Molecular function (GO): hydrolase activity, acting on carbon-nitrogen (but not peptide) bonds, in linear amides
Source: RefSeq, a predicted model, not a curated record
AGUUUCUAACGACGUGUAUGUGCACCAGUACGGCAUUACGCCUCGCACAUGAUAAGCUCCCGUGGAGAAAACUUGUCGUGCUACAGACGCUACAGUGCUGUUUUAUAUUUAUAUAAGUAAUUUUACUCCAGAAAUAUAAUUGAGAGUAUCAAAUAUGAAUCAGGAAUGGAUUAUUGUUUAUCUACUACUAGUAACAUGUGCACAUCUAUCGCAUCAGAAAUCAACACCAGAGUCAUCAACUUAUACAGCAGCUGUAGUAGAGUAUCCCCCAAUAUAUUCAACGAACAGUAGUGAAACUUUGAGAAUAAAUUCUAACGCAUAUGUUGAACUUAUUAAAAACGCUAGUCUGCAUAAUACUGAUAUAAUCGUUUUUCCUGAAGAUGGUUUGACUACAGUUCAAAUGCCGGAAAGAGAAAAAAUGGGAGAAUGGACAACUAUUAUUCCUAGUGCCUCAGCUAAUUAUAUACCUUGCAGUCAAAAUACUAUUGAAGUCAGCGAAACAUUGAAAAAAAUAUCAUGUGCUGCAAGGGACAAUAACAUCUAUGUAGUAAUCAAUAUUGCUGAGAAAGCACCUUGCUAUGAUGUACCUUGCCCAAGAGAUAAAGUGUUUUAUUACAAUAGCAAUGUUGUAUUUGAUCGCACAGGAAGAAUUAUUGCCAGGUAUCGUAAAACGAAUCUUUUUAAAGAAUACCAAUUUAAUGUGACAACAAUACCAGAAGUAGUAACUUUUAAUACUGAUUUUGGAGUGAAAUUUGGAACUUUUAUAUGCUUUGAUAUAUUAUUUCACGAACCUGCGUUAGAAUUAACAAGAGAUCAUCAAGUUACUGAUUUUGUAUAUCCUACAGCAUGGUUUUCUGAAGCACCAUUCUUAACAGCUGUGCAAACACAAAUGGGAUGGUCAUUUGCUGAAAAUGUAAAUCUUUUGGCUUCGGGCUAUAACAGACCCGGCUCUGGCAACGCUGGCAGUGGAAUUUAUUUAGGUCGUAAAGGAGUUGGAAAGGCAAUAAUGCCUGAAACUACGCAUAAGGAACUAUUGAUACUUGAAAUAAGCAAAAUAAAAAAGGAAACUAAAUAUAAUAACUAUCAUUCAAUGGAUUCUGCAACGAAUCAAAAGAAAAUUAUACCGUUUCAUCAUGGGACAACUCAGCAUAUACUUUUAAAACGCGAUUCUAUUGAAGCCUUUCAAACAGUUUCUUUGAAAGGCAAUGCUAUAGAAACUGUCUGCCAAAAUGGCUUCUGCUGCGACUUUAAAGUAGAAAUUGCAAAAGUAGAUCCAAAUACAAAAUACCGUUUAGUGACUUUUAACGGAGAUCGGUUUUAUGGUGAUGUUAAAGCUGGUAUACGUACAUGCGGUAUAGUUCAAUGUUUGAACGACUCGGUUUCAUCAUGCGGUUCCGUAAAAGAAUCAGAAACGUUAUUCAGCAAUAUUGAGAUCACGGCAACAUUCCACAAUUAUAAAAACAAUUUAAUUAUGCCGUCUACUUUAAAUCCAGAUUUACUUCCGCUUGAAGAUUGGACAUUUCUUGAUCACGUUCACAACGAUCAUAUACACGUUAACAUGUUUUCAAAUAUAAAAACAAACAAUUUAGUAACAUUUGGAAUAUAUUCGAGGAACUUUAAUAAGAACAACGCAAAUAGAACAUUUUAUACCGUUAAUUAUUUCGUAAUAUUAUUAAUAACGUUAUUGUUAUCAAAAUUAUAAAUUAUA